Molecule: messenger RNA, 1079 nt
Organism: Cicer arietinum (chickpea)
Lineage: Eukaryota; Viridiplantae; Streptophyta; Magnoliopsida; Fabales; Fabaceae
Product: fra a 1-associated protein
Source: RefSeq, a predicted model, not a curated record
AAAAAUUAAAAUUGAAAUUGUCUUGUUGGCCAAGUAAGUAGUGGCGAUAUUUGCACCACCCUUUUGCUGUGUAAUCUCUCGAAUGUUCGCUCGAGGAUUCUCUAUAAUAUAAUAUAACCAUCAUAGUUAGUUGAUCGAUCGAACGCAAAAUUGAGAUUCGAAAAUGGGUUGGGUUUGGAGCGACGACGAUUCUCAACUCAACACCUCUUCAGGAUCCGACGAACGAUACUCCACCAGAAAAAUCGUGAAAUCACAGUGCAGAACGGAGGAGGUUGAACCUGGAAAGUUCGUUAAGAAAUGCGAAAAAACCGAAGAGCUUCUCAGAACUUGCACCGGAAAGCCUGUUGAAGUGCUGCAAUCGAACAAAGAGUACACAGAAGAAGAUAUCACUGAUGAGGUACUUAGAGGUAGGUCUACCACAUUUGGCUCAUCAAACAGCUCAUCAGACCAUGGCGUGUUUGACUUCCCUGGGCUGCGAAGUGAUAUUGAAGUCAUGGAACGCAACCUCUUUGGUGGUCUUGGUCGCUUCUUUGAAGCAGCUGAAGAAAUGAAAAAUGGCUUUUUUGAUGUUAUUGCAAAGUCUCCACCUAUAUUUGAUGUAGAGUCAUCAUCUUCAUCCCCUAUGAGGCGAGGGAUCCCUAUUGAAGAGUAUGGCCGGCAAGAAACUCAUCCUAGAUCCAAGGAUAUGGAAUCAACGGAUACUGAUUUCACUGCAUUGGCUAAAGAUGUUUAAACUAAAGCGUCAUGAUUAAUAUAUUUUUAUUAGUUUUCUGUUGGAUCACGAACAUCUGAAUUACAUGUAUGUCCUUUAAUAUGAUGUUUCUCGGUAUCUUUUUGCCAGUUGUUUGAUAUUUUUUUUUAUAACUCUGGCUGAUGUGCCAUGUUACCAAGUUCUAUCUUUUGCCAUGAAUGGCCAUCUUAUUCUUGGUCAAUUCAAUGGUUAUGUUCAAAAUUUAAUUUUCAAUUGGGUUGGUAUUGCAAGUUCGAAUUCACAAUGUAGUUCAUCAAUUACUUCUUUUGAAGUUUUUUUUAGUGUGAACUAUACUCAUGAGCCACACGGUUCAUGUAUUUUUGUAUUA